AUGGUUGAUCGACCCGGCCGAUACGUCGCUGGGGCCAAAGUUUCGUGUUCCGAGAUCCGAGACGCGACCGUGGGAAAUGAGGCCUGGGGCACCCAACGGAAUUCGCCCCAGCUCGGAGGCUCGGAGGCUCGCGAGCUCGGUGUCAUACUACAAGAAGCCGUACGGCAUACCGAGAUGGAGAUCACAAACAGGUCUUUAUCUGGGAGCCCUGGAGCCGACCUAGCCGGUCGAUCAUAUAUAACGGCGAUGCUGAGCACGAUAGACUCGAAUCCAUCAGCAAUAACUUCAUAA
Molecule: messenger RNA, 291 nt
Organism: Penicillium brevicompactum
Lineage: Eukaryota; Fungi; Ascomycota; Eurotiomycetes; Eurotiales; Aspergillaceae
Exons: 1
Coding region: 1-291 (96 amino acids)
Source: RefSeq, a predicted model, not a curated record